AUGUCGUCGCAACGUGAGGCGAUUGAGGAAUCAUCCAUCAAUAACGAUCCACAGCCUAGGAAAGCGACCAUCAAAGUGGAAGUCGAAACACUCUCGAAGCCAAAAAUAAAACUCAUUGUCACGAAGAAACACAGGUUUGGCAGGGACAUUAGUGACAUACUUCUGAACACAAACGCUACCCCGAUACGAUGCAAAGGGGGCAAGGGAUAUGCUUGUUGCUUCUGCACAAACCAGUUCCAGGACCCCAAGGAUUUAAAAGAUCACACAAUCUACAAACACGACGAUAAAACAAAAUCGGAAUUCAUGAAAGGCGUCAGCUUACACAACUUCUUUGUCAAACUGGACAUAACUGAUCUGAAAUGCUCGUGUGGAUCACUUUUGCAGAAUAUAGAAGACUUGGUGCAGCAUUUAGAAGCGAAACACGGCAAGGAACUCAAUUCCAACUUCAUGAAAUACGUCGUGCCUUUCAAAUUUGAUGACGGAUUGAAAUGUGCUAAAUGUAAGCUGGAGUUUAAUAAUUUCAAGCUUCUAAUGGAACACAUGAAUGUACAUUACAAGAAUCAUGUCUGCGAUGUUUGCGGCGCUGGAUUUGUGAAUAAAAAGACCUAUACAGCACAUUGUUAUAGGCACCAGACGGGGACUUUCCCUUGCGAGUUGUGUCCUAAGAUAUUUGACACGAGAGUGAAGCAGAUGGAACAUGAAAGGGCUAUCCAUGUAAAAGGGAAUAAAAGGAACAAGUGUGGAUACUGCGGGGAUAUGUUUAAUGAUUAUACGAAGAAGAAUGAUCAUGAAGUGAAGGUCCACGGCGCUAAGCCUAUAGUGCUAGCUUGCCAAGCAUGUGAUAAAGUGUUUGACAACCAGAGAUCUCUGACCGUUCACACAAAAACUUACCAUUUGAUGCAAAAAAGUGACAAAAAAUACAAAAAGAAUGCAAAGAAAUAA
Molecule: messenger RNA, 942 nt
Organism: Bicyclus anynana (squinting bush brown)
Lineage: Eukaryota; Metazoa; Arthropoda; Insecta; Lepidoptera; Nymphalidae
Product: zinc finger protein 724-like
Exons: 2
Coding region: 1-942 (313 amino acids)
Biological process (GO): regulation of transcription by RNA polymerase II
Cellular component (GO): nucleus
Molecular function (GO): RNA polymerase II cis-regulatory region sequence-specific DNA binding; DNA-binding transcription activator activity, RNA polymerase II-specific
Source: RefSeq, a predicted model, not a curated record